Molecule: messenger RNA, 4984 nt
Organism: Anneissia japonica
Lineage: Eukaryota; Metazoa; Echinodermata; Crinoidea; Comatulida; Comatulidae
Product: dual specificity protein kinase Ttk-like
Exons: 20
Coding region: 159-3077 (972 amino acids)
Biological process (GO): mitotic spindle assembly checkpoint signaling; chromosome segregation; protein localization to kinetochore
Cellular component (GO): spindle; kinetochore; nucleus
Molecular function (GO): protein serine/threonine kinase activity; ATP binding; protein binding
Source: RefSeq, a predicted model, not a curated record
CCCCUAGAAAAAAGACGAAGCAAAACCUUUGUCACGUGAUGCGCGGCAGAUUUUAAAAAUACAGAUUGGAUGGAAGCAUUUCUUCCGAAAUGUUUAGACUAUUAUUAAAGUAAUAGUUUUCAACCAAUCGUUUCACAGUAUUCUCUCUGUGUUUAAAAAUGGCCAACUCAAAUAUAUCACUGACUUCACUGCAGCAACGAAUUACGCAACUGAAAGCACAUAGCACUGCAAAUCUAACAGCAGAAAUGACAGAUUACACCAGUGAUAGGGAUUGGCUCGCUAAGAUCUUGGAAGAUGGGAACCAACCAGAAGAUUGGUUGGAGUACCUCAAAGCAAUUGAGAAACGAGGAAACAAUGAUGCAUCAAGUUUGAACAUCAUGUAUAACAAAGCCAUUCAUGAUAUUCCUGUGCACAAACACAAGAAGAACGAUAAUUACGCAACGAUCCUGAUCAACUCAGCAAGGUUACGAGCGAGUCAAGAUGUGGAUGAAGCGAGGACAUUAUUUAAAUUCGCGAGGGCUAACGUCAGAUUCCUGGCCAGAAUUCAUGUGGCUGCUGCACAGCUGGAACAUGACAUUGGUAAUAUAUCAAAGUCGAUGAGUGUGUUACGCAAGGGUAUUGAGGUUGGUGCCUGGCCAAGUGAACUGCUGCAUACUGCACUGGAUCGACUGAAAGCCGGUGAGAAGGUACUGAACCCCGAAGACAAUGGCCUUAUCGUCUCAGGGAUGUCAACGACAAAGGAACAUGAACAAAAGACAACAGCAACAUCACAAGUUAGUGAGCCAUCAAGAACAACAACGAAUGCCACACAGGAGCAUGGUGAAGAAAGCAGCAACAGUGUCAGUUAUUUACAGGUGGAUAACACUGUCAGUUUCAAAAAAAGGCAAAGGAAUCCUAGUGAUAGUGGAGCAGACGACACAGACAACACAUUGUGGCUCAACAGACAAACACAUCUAUCACAGAGUGCUACGAAACACACCCGCAUCACACCGUUAUCCAAGCCACCAUUAACGAGCGCAAGCACUGUGGGUAAACGCAAAAUGAGGGCAUUAGGUGCUCCAAUGAGAAUUAAGAGAGAGUUGGUUUUACCAGAUCUUCAAGAGGAUGUUAAAGAUCCAAACAAGCAUUUUUUGCAUGGCAUUGCUCCCUUGAAUGAUGUGCCCUUGCGUUCAGAUUGUAGCGAUGUCACAGACACCUCACUUCACAACACGCUGCCGUCUCUGACAUUCAGUAUGCUGGGUAAAUCUGAGGUAGAGAAUAAUACAGCAAAUCAGCGGAAAAAGACAACUACUUGUAAAUUAUUUCCAAGCCCUAACAAGAAUGUGGCUGAUAAUCAUCAAGUACCAGAGAUGUCACUGGGACAUACACGGAUGACAAGCGAGUUGCAAAAGCCUUCUGAACCAGUUUCUAAUGUUAGUCCCCCAGGAAUCGGAUCAUUACCACAUCAUUCUGAUGCUAGGAAAGCUCAAAGUACCACUGUAGCUCUGGCUAUGACUCCAGACUUGAACCCUGUUCCUCCUCCUACCCACGCUGCUCUAGUUAUCAGUCCACCCCCAGUUUCAUCUAUAACCUCAACUAUGGUUGCCCCUGCUCUUGCCCCAGUCAUUACCCCAGCACCAGUUAUUUCCCCUCCUCCAGUAGUUAUUGCAGCUCCAGUCCCAGCCCCUGCUGUUGUUCCUACUCCUGUAGUACAAAGCACCCCUCAACCACAAAUCACUCAACCUCCAAUGCAAGCGGAUCAGAGUAAAAACAUGAUUUAUGUGAAUAAUAAGCAAUACACAAUACUGAAACUUAUAGGCAAGGGAGGCUCAUCGAAGGUAUAUCAAGUAUACAGUGCUGACGUGAAGAAUGUUUUGGCCAUCAAACGUGUUGAUCUUGAACUAGCUGAUGACCUCACUAAACAGGGCUAUAUUAAUGAGAUCACUUUACUGACAAGACUUCAGAAGAAAACAGAAAAGAUUAUCAAACUGUAUGACUUUCAAAUAACAGAUUCACUUAUUGUGAUGGUGAUGGAAUGUGGUAGUAUUGACUUGUCAACAUUCUUACGCCGAAAUAAAAAUAUCAGGGAGGACAAGAUCAGAUUCUACUGGCACGAGAUGCUGGAAGCUGUCCAUGUUAUUCAUCAAGAAGGUAUUGUACACAGUGAUCUGAAGCCAGCAAAUUUCCUAUUUGUGGAGGCUACACUGAAGCUGAUUGACUUUGGGAUUGCAAAUGCCAUACAGGUGGACCAGACCAGCGUGUUGAGAGAUCAGCAGAUUGGCACCCUUAAUUACAUGUCCCCUGAGGCCAUUCAGGACACAUCGCCCACUCCUGCAAUGGAUUCAUCUGGUCGAAGAAAACCAAGAUUAAAGAUAAAUUGCCAAAGUGAUGUUUGGUCAUUAGGCUGCAUUCUUUACUACAUGGUAUAUGGCAAGACUCCAUUCCAACACAUCACAAAUGGUUUGAUGAAGCUACAUGCUAUUAUUGACCCCAGUCAUGAAAUCAACUUCCCAGCAAUUAGCAAUAAAGACCUUUAUGAUGUCCUUCAGAAAUGUCUGAUUCGUAACCCAAAAGAACGUCCGUCCAUCGAGACACUUCUGAAGCACCCGUUCCUAAGGAACAAGACACAAGAUGAAUUGGCAAGUUCAACGAACUCUGGUAUGUGUGACUUUAGCGCAAGUCAACUGCAGGCUCUGAUAAGUCAGCUUUCAUCAGUCCGGGUGCAUUCGCCAAAAAGUUUGAGUGCAAUAUCAAAGGCAAAGGGUUUGAUCGAACAGCUUACAAAAAAAAGUGGCAUUUCUGACACACCUGCAGAGUUAGAACAAGCAAUUUCUGGUAGUCAUCCCGCUUCCUUGCCAGUAAUAGAAACAGCGCCCUCGAUGUCAGCUGGCGUUUUUCCGUUGUCUCAACCUCCAAUGAAACAGGCAAAGAUGUCUGCUAGACAGCCUCUCCAAUCAGUCAACAUGGUGGAUGUUCAGAAAGUCCAGACCAACUUGAAAUCAGGAACAUCGACAUCCAGUGCAGGACUCAAACACAGACAUGAAAUAAACGAUAAGGAGAAUCUUGGCAUGAGAGAAAGUAUGGUUAAUAGUCAAUGACGGACUGAUGAUUGCAACUUACAUUCUAAGUAGCAGUUGGAUAGCUGUUGCUUCUUCAACAACAUUGUGAUGGUCUUUUACUGAGGUGGUCUGUGAUGGCAUUGUACAAAAAAUUAUAUUGUAAUUUGUGUGUUUUUUAAUCACUCUGGAAGUAGCAGUCUAGAUUAGUUUUAGCUUUGUCCUCAGUUGUAGGUCUAAAGCCCUAUCCAGGAAAACAUGUGACAUGCCUAAAUAAGGUCAUGAUGACAUCACACCAUGACCAUAUAUAGGCACAUCAUGACUAUAUAUAGGCAUACAACAGUUUUUUGGUAACCUGCAUGGCGUUUUAGUUUUGGGUAUCACCUCAGUUGUAGAAUAAGAUAGUCCUGACAUUUGCACCAAAAAUUUGUUUGUGCAUUCUAUUUUAUAUUUACUUUCACUUACCCUUUUCAAAUUUGAUUAUGCAGAUACAGAUUUUAAUGCUUAAGUUUUAUAAUAUACAGUAAUCAUGAAACAUACUUUUCCGGUUUUUUUUCUGCAAAACAGUAUCAUUAUCUUUUCUUUAUAAGUAAAUAAUAAUAAUACAUUUUAUCUUUGGUUUCAGUAAGAAAUGUUAUUUCAAGCACUUUCUUUUUGUCGCAGUUAAGACAUCAUUAUUAGAAAAUUUCAUCAAGCAAGUUAUAUAAUAAUAAAAUAAUAUCCAUAGUUAAAAUAGUUUUUUGAGAAUAAACAAACAUAAAUAAAUAUACAUUAUUCCAUAGAUUAAUAAUUGGUGAAUGCUGGUGACAAUGAACAUAAUAUAAUUAAUAUAAUUAAUCGUUUACAUGGAUUAGCCGUAGUAGCUGUAGGCUAUUAUGGCUUUGUAUAUAUUUACAUACAGUAAACAAACAAUGAAAUAGGUUUUUGUCAAACCGGUUUUUGCAUGUGUACUCCCCGACAGCUUGACAUUCCUGUGCUAUAUUUUCUAGGUACAUUUUUAAAUGACCAAGGCAGGUUUCGCCCUUCAGAAAGGUUUUAUUUCAUCCUUUAAUGAGAUGUUUAGAAAGGGUAAUACGGAAUGGCAUAUCAGCCAGUAAAGGGCCAGUGGGAAGAAGGGUCUUGCUACUUUCCUAAUUAGCAUGAACAUUCGCUACUUAAUUGUGUACACCAUUGUCUGGUACCGUAGGCAAAGAACUAAUAGGCCGACUAGCCCAAGAUAGUUUUAUCAGUGGCGUAUCUAGGGUUAUUGAAAUGAGGGAUGCAAAGGUGAAGUUGGGAGCUCGAUGAUAAAGUGAGGCGGUACUAUGUGGCAAAAUAAGGUGGUAUUAGGUGAUUUUUAACUACUAUAACAUAAUUGCUUUGCUUCAAAAAAUUCCAGUUGGGUGGGGAAAGGAGGUGCACAAGCUUAUUUUGGGAGCCCAUUGCACCCACCAGAUACGCCACUGACUUUCUUUUGUGAGAGGUGGGUAUGAAUUCCAUCCUAAGACAGUCUAGAUCAUUCAAAUCUACACAAAUAAGGCCAGUCCCUUAUUGUGACGUACGUACGACAAUCAGCUGACAAAACAUUCUCUUUUCCCUCUUUGAGCACUUGACAACAUAACACCGUAUGUUGAUUGUUGAUAGCAGACUAAGCGAAUUGUCAUAAAAACGAUUUUUUCCGCCCCUUUCUAAGUGUUGCAUUCACCACAGAGUUGUGUCGAGGCAGUGUUUGUGGGCAUCCGAUAUGACUAAUGGUGGAACUAUAGACGCAUUUGUACAAACGAGAAUAACAAGCCAACAAGGUAUACACGCGCAUUCCGGUCUGACUUAAACUUGUGAUUGCAUCGUAUGUGACGCAAAUGUAUCCACUAACUACUGUACUAGGUAUGUUGACAGUAGUUAGUAAUCUGUAUAAUUUUGUACAUAAUAUGCAUUGUUGUAAUGUGAAUAAAAGCCGAAUAUAUAACGAC